GUAUGUUGUCCCCUCCACGUACAAGCUUUUGAAACGCCCACAACGUACAGCUUUUGAAAAUCCAUCACCAUAAAAAGAGUCCCCUCCAUCUUCUCUACAAAACCCCAUUUAAAAAUAUCAGGAACGGACAACCUUCGCCGGUGACCACCACGCCGGAGCUUGCAACCACCGCGCCGGGAAAGGGCUUACGUGUUUUCAUCCCAAUCUUGUAUGUUGUCCAGAUCUGGGUCAGAAUUUUGACACAAACACUUAAACCUGGGUUGUUGUCUUCAUCAAGGACCAAUAACCUAGAGGCCCCUAAAGUGGUUGUUAAAACGGUGGAUGAAAUAAUUUGAUACAUAAGAAGAUGGCAUCAAAGCAAAUGGAAGCGAUUCAGAAGAAAUUAGGAAUGCUAAAUUAUCCAAGGGCAAAUGCAUCUGCUCAGUCCCUUUUAUUUGCUGGCAUGGAGCGCUAUGCCCUUCUCGAGUGGCUAUUCUUUCGGCUAUUAGGUGAUAAGUCACCCUUUUCUCAACAAAACUUACAAGGGGAUGCCCUUGACCGUGACGAGGAGACAGCUCGAAUUCAAUAUUUGGCAGAAAUUGCUAAGUUUCUGGGCAUUACAACGACCGUAGAUACCGACGCAAUUCAAGGACAUGGAAGCUAUGAGGACCGCACUGAAAUGCUUCGUCUAAUUGUAGAUCUAGUGGAGGCAACCAUAUAUGCUGAUAAUCCAGAAUGGAGUGUUGACGAGCAGGUAGCCAAGGACAUUCACUUGAUAGAUUCCAUUGCAGAAAAACAGGCACAAAUAUUUUCUGAAGAAUGUAAAUUGUUUCCCGCAGAUGUUCAGAUUCAGUCCAUAUAUCCCUUGCCAGAGGUCGCUGAGCUGGAGUCAAAGCUUACUGAACAAUCAAAAAUAUUAUUGAAUCUUCAACAAAAAGUUGAUGACUUGGCAUCGAAGCAUGCUUAUAAUCCAGAUGAGGAGUACACAGAGGUGGAAUCUCAACUGCGGGCACAUUUGGAAUCUUUCCUAGAAACAGCUAGAACAUUCAACAUGAUUUACACCAAGGAAAUUCGUCCAUGGACACAUAUGAUGGAGGUUCCACAACUACAUGGGUUUGGACCAGCUGCCAAUCGGUUAUUGGAGGCAUACAAAAUGCUUCUAAAGUUUUUAGGGAACCUACAGAAUCUAAGAGACUCGCACGCUGCACUUGCUUUUGGAUCCUCUGAAACAUCAGGAGGGCCGUCUUCUGUCUCAAGAAUAAUCUCUGAAUGUGAAUCUGAAAUGACAGUCAUAAAUCGAGAUCUUGGAAUUCUUUCCGCUUCCAUUGCUCGUGAACAUGGAGAGAAAAUGAGCAUUUGAUGAAACAAUGAGAAUAAGAUUAACCCUGAAGUCUUACUCUUUUGUAUUUUGUGAUCUUUUUUAUGAAAAUAUUGUUAUCUUGUGCAUAAUAUGCAUAUUGUUGACAUGAGAUAUGAAUGUGACAGAGUCUGAAUAGCUGCAUUAUCCGUAGGAACUUAGGCUUAGUGAUGUUUGUACAUUAUUAAUUACUUGUGCAAUUUUAAAAAUCACAGUUUAAAAAUCA
Molecule: messenger RNA, 1562 nt
Organism: Medicago truncatula (barrel medic)
Lineage: Eukaryota; Viridiplantae; Streptophyta; Magnoliopsida; Fabales; Fabaceae
Product: AUGMIN subunit 7
Exons: 10
Coding region: 347-1339 (330 amino acids)
Biological process (GO): spindle assembly; microtubule organizing center organization
Cellular component (GO): HAUS complex
Molecular function (GO): microtubule minus-end binding
Source: RefSeq, a predicted model, not a curated record